Colias croceus (clouded yellow) is the source of this 1828-nucleotide messenger RNA. RefSeq names its product mitochondrial-processing peptidase subunit alpha. Gene Ontology annotation, cellular component: mitochondrion. Gene Ontology annotation, molecular function: metal ion binding. The coding region runs from base 149 to 1756 and encodes 535 amino acids. The transcript is spliced from 12 exons. Lineage: Eukaryota; Metazoa; Arthropoda; Insecta; Lepidoptera; Pieridae. The record is from RefSeq and is a predicted model, not a curated record.
UCAAUUUUGGAAAUUGGAAGUUGUUGGUUGCUUUUCAUUAAAAUUAUUUCAAUAAUUUAUUUAAAAAUUACUUUAUGUAGUACACUAAAGCCUCUAAUUAUUGCAGUUUUCUUGAUAUACAUUAAAACCGGACGAUUUACAAGUGAAAAUGUCGCACAUAACAGAUAUUAAAGUAUUAAUUUCUAGGUUGUGUUCUAUGAAAUCUGGAGCUAGUUCCCUACGUUUUGGUUUACGAAAGUUUAGUCAGGGAGAUAGACCAUUACCAAAAGGCAGUGUUACGCCGCUUCCACCAUUGUCUGAACCUAUGCCAAAUCUCCCACCAGUAAUUUAUACCACAGCAAAAUCUGAAGACACUUUGACCGAAGUUACAACUCUUAGUAACGGAUUAAGAAUUGCAUCAGAAAAAAAAUUCGGUCAAUUCUGCACUGCUGGAGUUGUUAUUGAUUCUGGGCCAAGAUAUGAAGUAGCAUAUCCAAAUGGAAUUUGUCAUUUUCUUGAAAAAUUGAGUUUCGGAGCUACACAUAAGUUUCCUACUCGGGAUGUGAUGCUCAGAGAACUAGAGAGGCAUGGAGGUAUAUGUGACUGCCAAGGCUCUCGUGAUACAACUGUUUAUGCUACAAGUGCAGAUUCCAGAGGAUUGGAAGCUGUUACACAGGUGUUGGCAGAAGUGACUUUAAGACCACAGCUUACAACAGAGGAAAUAGAAGCUGCAAGACAGGCUGUAGCUUUUGAAUUGGAAACACUUGCAAUGAGACCAGAACAGGAAACAAUCUUAAUGGACAUGAUACAUUCUGCUGCAUAUAAAGGAAAUACACUUGGUUUACCAAAAAUAUGUCCAAGGGAAAAUGUUAAUAAAAUUGAUCGUGGUAUUAUAUUAAAUUUUCUCAAGAAUCACUACACACCUGAAAGGAUGGUUGUUGCUGCUGUUGGGGUGGAUCAUGAACCUUUUGUUGAAUAUGUUCAAAAGUAUUUUGUUGAUGCUAAACCAACAUGGCAUACCUCAGAUGAUGCUUCAUUUAAACCUCAAAAUGAUCACUCAAUUGCACAAUAUACUGGAGGAAUGGAACAGGAAGAGUGUGAAAUUCCUCUAUACCCUGGCUCAGACUUACCGGAACUUUCCCAUGUUGUCAUAGGGAUAGAAAGUUGUUCACACAGCGAUCCUGACUUUGUAGCUACUUGUGUACUGAAUAUGAUGAUGGGCGGAGGAGGUUCAUUUUCAGCUGGCGGCCCAGGAAAGGGCAUGUACACAAGACUGUAUACAAAUGUACUAAAUAGAUAUCACUGGAUGUUCAAUGCGACUGCAUACAAUCACGCCUAUGGUGACACAGGCUUAUUCUGCGUCCACUCAGCGUCCCCGCCUAACCGUAUCUAUGAUACCACACUUGUAAUUGCGCGGGAACUGGCGAACAUGGCGGGAAAAGUUGGCGAAGCUGAACUAAGAAGAGCCAAAACUCAACUUCAGUCAAUGUUAUUAAUGAAUCUCGAAGCUAGGCCCGUCGUAUUCGAGGACGUCGGCCGACAAGUUCUCGCUACAGGAAAGAGGAAACCGCCGUCUUAUUUCAUCAAUGAAAUAGAAAAAAUUACAGCCGACGACAUAGUGCGAGUAGCUCGUCGUAUGCUCAGCAAGCGGCCCGCUGUCGCUGCCAGGGGGAAAUUGAGUCAUUUACCUGCGUUCGAAGAAAUCCAAGCCAAUAUGACCCUCGACAAAACCGAUACGUCGCCCCAGGGACGAAGACUUAAUCUAUUCCGUGCUUAGUAUUAUUAAAAAAUAGAAAGUUAUUUAGGUUAAACUGUCGAAUUUUAUUUAAAAAUAAAUGUUUAAAUUUAA